AUGUGAAAAUAGAAUUACUCCGCAAACUCUCACGCACUAUUCUCUUAGUGCGAAUUACACGUACUGUCACAGAAGACACAACAGCGAAGAGAGGACGCCGUUUCUCGACGAGGCGAGGCGAGGCGAGGCGAGGCGAGGCGUAGCCGUAUAGGUCCAGCAUGAGGAAGAAGGUUGAUGAGCGUAUCAGGACUUUGAUUGAAAAUGGAGUAAAGACAAGGCAUAGGUCCAUGUUUGUCAUUAUUGGUGAUAAAUCUCGUGAUCAGAUUGUAAAUCUCCACUACAUGUUAAGUAAGGCAGACAUCAAAUCCCGCCCAACUGUCUUAUGGUGUUACAAGGAGAAACUUGAACUUAGCAGCCACAAGAGAAAACGUACGAAGCAGCUCAAGAAGUUAAUGCAAAGAGGUCUUCUUGAUCCUGAAAAGGUUGAUGCAUUUUCACUUUUUCUUGAAAGUAGGGAUGUUUCCUAUUGCUUCUACGGAGAAUCUGAUAGAAUCCUUGGAAACACAUAUGGCAUGUGCAUUUUACAGGACUUUGAGGCUUUGACACCUAAUAUUCUUGCAAGAACCAUUGAGACAGUGGAAGGUGGUGGUUUGGUGGUGUUGCUUCUUCGUUCACUUUCUUCACUAAGCAGUCUCUGUACCAUGGUUAUGGAUAUUCAUGAAAGGUUUCGAACAGAAUCACAUUCUGAGAUAGUUCCUCGUUUCAAUGAACGGUUUUUGCUUUCUCUUGCAUCAUGCACAACAUGCCUGGUUGUGGAUGAUGAGCUUAACAUUUUGCCAAUCUCUUCUCAUGUGAUGUCAACGACCGUGUCAUCCAUCAUUGAGGGAUGUGAUUCUCAACCGGGAGCAGAGCAAGAGUUAUUGUAUUUGAAGGAGCAGCUUCAUGAUGUUUUCCCUGUUGGUCCAUUGGUUGGGAUGUGUGCAACAUUUGACCAGGGUAAAGCAGUUUCUACAUUUCUUGAUGCUGUGUUGGACAAGAGACCCCAGAACACUACUGCACUUACUGCCCCACGUGGGCGAGGUAAAUCAGCGGCUCUUGGCUUAGGAAUUGCAGGGGCUAUUGCCUCAGGGUACUCAAAUAUCUUUGUUACUGCUCCUACACCGCAAAAUUUGAAGUCUCUGUUUGAGUUCAUUUGUAGGGGAUUGCAUGUGCUGGAAUACAAGGAGCAUUUGCAUUAUGAUUUGCUGAGGAGUAGUAAUCCUGAUUAUGAGAAAGCAAUUACACAAAUAAACAUAUUCAAGCAGCAUAGACAAACAGUUCAGUAUAUCAAGCCUCAUGACCAUGUAAAACUCUCUCAAGUUGAACUUUUGGUUAUUGAUGAAGCAGCUGCCAUUCCUCUACCUAUGGUUAGGACCUUGCUCGGGCCGUACUUAGUUUUUCUGUCAUCUACGGUGAACGGAUAUGAAGGCACUGGUCGUUCUUUGUCAUUGAAGCUUCUUAGUCAUUUGGAAAAGCAAAGUCAGACAAAGGUUUCAAGCACUAAUGACAGUCACAAUGUUGGGUUUUUCCAGAAAUUAGAACUUAAGGAAUCCAUCAGAUAUGCUUCUGGGGAUCCUAUAGAGACUUGGCUCAACAGUUUACUUUGCUUCGAUAUUACAAAUUCGAUCCCUCCAAUCAGCAGGUUCCCCCAUCCCAGUGAAUGCAAUUUGUACUAUGUUAAUAGAGAUACUCUGUUCUCCUUCCACAGAGAAAGUGAAGCAUUUCUGCAGCGGAUGGUGGCUCUUUAUGUUGCAUCUCACUACAAAAAUUCUCCAAAUGACUUACAAUUGAUGGCUGAUGCUCCAGCACACCACCUAUUUGUGUUACUUGGUCCUGUUGAUGAAUCUAAGAACAUCCUUCCCGAUAUUCUGUGUGUUAUUCAAGUCUGCCUUGAAGGACAGAUUUCUCGUGAUUCUGCACUGCAAAGCUUGCGUAUUGGUCGUCAACCUUCAGGGGAUCAACUAGCAUGGAAAUUUUGUGAAGUGUUUGAAGACACAGAUUUUCCAACCCUCUCAGGUGCUCGUAUUGUAAGAAUAGCUGUGCACCCAUACGCACUUGGGCAUGGAUAUGGCUCGGCAGCUUUGGACCAACUCACGAGGUAUUAUGAAGGCCAGUUAACUGCUAAUAGUGAAUCGGACAUCAAGAAACCUGAUGAUAUGAAUGUCCCAGUCAAUGUGACAGAAGCUUCGGAAAAGGUUUCAUUGCUAGAAGAAACAGUAACUCCGAGGAAGAAUUUACCUGCUAUGCUUAUUCCUCUUCGUGAGCGCUUGCCUGAAAGUCUUCAUUAUAUUGGUGCUUCGUUUGGGCUUACUGCUGAUCUUUUUCGUUUCUGGAAGAAACACAAGUUUUCUCCUUUCUACAUUUGUGACCAUCCAAAUAAUGUGACUGGCGAGCACAGUUGCAUGGUCCUUAAGCCUUUAAAUACUGAUGAGAUUAAAGACAGUGGAAAUGGUCCAGUGGGUUUUCUUGGUCCAUUUCAUCAGCGUUUCAAACGGUGUUUUGUGAGACGGUUGCCUUUGUUCUUUAGGGAAUUGGAUUACAAGCUUGCCAUGAGCAUCUUGGACCCAAAGAUUAACUUCUCUGAAGGUGAACCUUCGGUAUCAUCAAAAGAUGAAAGUGCAAUGUUGAUGAAGUUAAUUAUUUCGCCAGAUGAUAUAAAGCUGUUGGAAGCUUACACCAAUAAUCGUAAAGAUUAUGGACAGGUCAGGCCUCUGGUGCCAAUCCUUGCUCAAUGCUAUUUUCAGGAGAAGCUUCCAAUUACCUUGUCAUAUCUCCAGGCUUCUGUUUUACUGUGCAUGGGCUUGCAGGUCCAGGAUAUAACGGAUAUUAAGGGAAUGAUGAAGAUAGAAAGGGAGCAAGCAUUGUCAUUGUUCCGGAAAAUUAUGACAAAAAUCUACAAGUAUUUAUAUGAUGUUCUAACCAAAGAUUUUGACUCAAGUUUCCCUCAAGAAAGGGAGGUUUCAUUGAUGCCUCAUAGCAUAUCAGUGGAUGAUGAUCUUAAUGAUGGUGCAAAGCAAGUAAUGGAAAAGAUGAAAAUUGAGAAUGCGGGGCUGUUAGAUUUGGAGUCGCUGCAACAAUAUUCUAUUGCAGAUCGGGAAGCAGGAUUUGAACAAGCUCUUCGAAGUUGCACAACAAUAUCUCGCAGCGGCCUUGUAAGCGUGAAGUCCAACAGUAGGAAAAAGGAAAAAGUUGGUAAAAACAGCAAAACUGCUGAAAGUAAAAAGAGGAAAAGGAAAAGCAAUCUAUGAAUUGCAUCCAAUCAAGAAGUUACUGAUUGAGUACUUCCAUAUUUAAUAGAUUAUUACUGAAUAUACUAUUUAUACUAUUAUAUAAAGUGUAUACGUGAUUUGGUAUGAACACAUUGUCUCAUUUUUUUCUAUUCCUAUAUUAUUAAAAUUUUGUAAUUUCUUUCAUUUUAACAGCACAACAAUUAUGGGGUGUGCAUACCUAGUUAGUGUUAUUUAUGUGUAAAUGCACAUGAUAUUUAAUUGAGUGAAGUUUUCAUUCCUCCU
This is a messenger RNA of Camellia sinensis, 3491 nucleotides long. NCBI's taxonomy places the organism in Eukaryota, Viridiplantae, Streptophyta, Magnoliopsida, Ericales, Theaceae. The record is from RefSeq and is a predicted model, not a curated record.